Molecule: messenger RNA, 435 nt
Organism: Bolinopsis microptera
Lineage: Eukaryota; Metazoa; Ctenophora; Tentaculata; Lobata; Bolinopsidae
Product: coactosin-like protein
Exons: 1
Coding region: 1-435 (144 amino acids)
Biological process (GO): regulation of actin filament polymerization
Cellular component (GO): site of polarized growth; actin filament; cortical actin cytoskeleton
Molecular function (GO): actin filament binding
Source: RefSeq, a predicted model, not a curated record
AUGACAACUCCAAGUGAACUAAAAAGGAUUGAGCAGGCAAGAGAUUAUGUUCGAGAUCCUCACAACACUUCUCAAGUAUGGGCAUUGAUGACUGUCACUAGCGACAGCAAGCUUAAACUAGCCAGGAAAGGAAAAGAAUAUGACGAAUUAUUCCAGUAUCUCGGAGAAAAUGACAUGUGUUUUGUCUACAUUAAGAUAAUUACCGGCGACGAAGUAAGCCGACGAGAAAAGUUUGUGUUAAUCACUUGGGCUGGCCCAGGAAUUUCUGCGGUGAAAAAGGGUAAAAUGCUGUUGCCUCGUUCAGAGAUUGACAAUAUUUUCGAACAGCGUGCUAAAGUUAUUGAGGCAAAUGAUCUGUUAGAGUUAGAUUAUGAAAAGGUAAAAGAAAUAUUGGUAAAAUCUGGGGGUGCAGAUUAUGGAAGUUCAACUUCAUAG